GCCCCCGCAAUCCUGGCCAGGCCCUGCCAAAGCCAGGUCCCCACAGGAAUCCCCACAGUCGCACCGGGGCAGCGCUCGGGAACAAGGGUCGGAGGGACGAGGGGAGUUGGACAGGGGGACGGCCCGGGCCUCUUUUCCCAUCUGCAGCUGAGACCAGUUGGCCCGGAGGAGGGGGACCCCCCACAGCUCUGGCGUUUCCGGCCUCCAAGGGCUGAACAGAUCAGCUGGUAAGGCCGGGACUCUGGGACCAGAGCAGCCCCGUUGCACUAAGUCUUCCUCUACCAGCCCACGGCAGCAGUCGGGGAGCCGAGGCCAGGAGCUCCCCGGAACCACCAUGACCUUCGCCAGCCUGCUGGAGCAGCUCGGGGGACUGGGGCUCUUCCAACGGCUGCACAUCCUCGCCCUGGUGGCCCCCAUACUCCUGACGGCCUCUCACAACCUCCUGCAGAACUUCUCGGCGGCCGUGCCCCCACACCACUGCCGGCUCCCGCCAGUGCCCCUCGGCCAGACGGGGAACCUCAGCUCCGAGAGGCUCCUCCGGCUGUGGGUGCCACUGGACGAGGGCCACCAGCCCGAGAGGUGCCGGCAGUUCUCCCGCCCCCACUGGCAGAUCCUGGAGCCCAACGCUACCUCCCCCAACGGGAGCGUCCCCGCCACUGAACCGUGCCGAGACGGAUGGACCUAUGACCGCAGCGAGUUCGAGGCUACCAUCGUGACAGAGUGGGACCUGGUGUGUGACUCCUGGAAACUGACCCAGAUGGCACAAUCCAUUUACAUGGCAGGGGUCCUUGUGGGAGCCAUGGCGUUUGGGAGCUUGGCAGACAGGUUUGGCCGGAAGGCCCUGCUGAGCUGGUCCUACCUGCAGCUGGGGGCGGCGGGGACCGCCACCGCCUUCUCCCCCAAUUUCUCCACCUACUGCGCCCUGCGUUUCCUGGUCGGGAUGGCCGUCUCUGGGAUCAUCCUCAACUGCAUGUCUUUGGUUCUAGAGUGGUCCCCCACCCGGACCCGCACGAUGACGGGGACCUUGGUCAGUUAUUCUGCCACCCUCGGGCAGAUACUUCUCCCAGGCCUGGCGUACGCCCUCCCCAACUGGCGCUGGCUCCAGCUCACGCUCUCGAUGCCUUUCUUUGCUUUCUUCGGCUACUCCUGGUGGUUUGCAGAGUCAGCCCGGUGGCUGGUCCUGGCUGGGAGACCAGAGCAGGCCAUCCAGGUGCUGAAGAGGGUGGCUCGCAUCAACGGGAGGAGAGCAGAAGGAGACAGCCUCAGCAUCGAGGUCCUGAAGUCCCAUCUUCAGAAAGAGUUGGAUUUGGCUCAGGCCCCCGGAACCCCUUGGGACCUGAUCCAGACGCCCACCAUUCGGCGCAUCUCCAAGUGUCUCGCCGCUGUCUGGUUCGCUACCAGUUUUGCCUAUUAUGGAGUGGCCAUGGACCUGCAGGGCUUCGGGCUACGGGUCCACAUGUUGCAGCUGCUGUUCGGGAUGGUGGAUAUCCCAGCCAAGCUGCUGUCCACUCUGGCCAUGAGCCGCGCUGGACGCAGGGUCGCCCAAGUCACCGCCCUGGUGCUCGCUGGCCUGGGUAUCCUGGCCAACCUCCUGGUGCCCACAGAACUGGCCGCCCUUCGGACAACUCUGGCGGUGUUAGGGAAGGGCUGCCUGGCCGCCUCCUUCAACUGCGUGUACCUGUACACGGGGGAGCUGUACCCCACGGCCAUCAGGCAGACUGGCCUGGGGGGAGGAAGCACCAUGGCCCGAGUGGGGGGCAUCGUGGCCCCACUGGUAAAGCUGACGGGUGAGCAGAUGCCUCUGGUGCCCCCCAUCAUUUACGGCUCCAUCCCUGUGCUCUCGGGUCUCGUGGCUCUUGGGCUGCCAGAAACCAGGAACCGGCCCUUGAAGGACACAGUGGAAGAGGUGGAGAACAGGUUCCCCCAACAGCAGGACACGGGUCCCUAGGAGAGGGCAGCUGGCAGCCGGGCCUCCGUGGCGACCAGAGGACGUCUCCCACGCCCAAGACCACGGGGCCGACAGGACGCCCGGGACGUUCCUGGCCUGUCCACACGUACCCCUGCCUGCUGUUCCGGGCCUGGUCCUCCUCAGGGAGGAGUGGGAGCGGCCAGCUGCUUCCAGAAGGGCUUCCUAGGCUGACGAUGCUAAGAAAAGCCAGUCUCCCACCUCCUCACUGGCUCACCCCAUCACCCCCACCCACCUUCUGUCCCCCCGGGGCUGAAAAGCUGGCAGCCCUGGAAACAGGAGGCUCAGCCCUAUUUACACCAUGCCCGGGCAGGCAGGCCCCAGGCCUGCUGCUCUGGGAUCUUGCCUCAGUUUCCCUUUUGGUAAGCAGAAACAUUAGGUGGCUAAUAAAGGGUCUUCUUGGACGUUG
Molecule: messenger RNA, 2375 nt
Organism: Antechinus flavipes (yellow-footed antechinus)
Lineage: Eukaryota; Metazoa; Chordata; Mammalia; Dasyuromorphia; Dasyuridae
Product: solute carrier family 22 member 6-like
Exons: 10
Coding region: 335-1948 (537 amino acids)
Biological process (GO): transmembrane transport
Cellular component (GO): membrane
Molecular function (GO): transmembrane transporter activity
Source: RefSeq, a predicted model, not a curated record